AUGUACACUGUCUGCCCUGCCACGCCCGACGGAAGCGUGAACCCAUACUACCGAGCAUCACCCCCUUAUCGCAGCCACGCAUCGACGCACAGUCGACUUGGCGACUCGGCAUCGCCGAACAGCGCCAUGACGGAGGCCGGGAUGUAUGAGAGCAACUCUGAUCUCUCCGCUGUCUGUCCCACGUGGUUCAACCGAUGCGCGGCGUCAUCGCCUUCCCUGUCGUCGGUGAUGGCCUCGCGCGACUUGCCUCCGUUGCAGGCCCACUCGCCAGACCCGCAGAGCCGCCCCCAGCAGCAGUUCAACUCCAGCGCAACGGCCGUUUCAUCCUCGCCGCCGCGCGGGGUUGCUUCCAGCGAGUCCCCUCACGUGAAAACCGCGCCGACAUUGUUCGACGGUGCCUCCGGCGGCGGCUUGACGAGCCCGAGCUCUAACCGCGGAGGCAUGAUGACCAGCGUUCCGCAGCAGCAGGGCCGCGGCAACGUGGGGCACGUGAUGCUGCCGGAAGAGGUGUCUCACUCGAACAAGCUCGCCCAGUCUGGGAUGCUGACCUCUUUGUUGCCAUCGCACUCUCGAGGCACCGGCACCGCCCGAGUGAGGGGCGCCUCACCAUAUCAGCGCGCCUUGGAUGGGCUGACCUCUCAGGAGCAGGAAAAGCAGCAGCAAUCGACACUGCAGCGCUAUGUGUCUGGGAACGGCACAGCUCCUGUCGGCGCCAACUCUUCCGCAGCGGCAGGAGGUGCUAGCCGGGGUAGUGUCCUUACGGGCGAUGCUGAAGCGGACACGAUUGUCCCACGGCAGCCCGGUGAUAACAACUCACCGGCGCUCAACAGUUCGCUUGAGGAGCGGCUACCCACAACUGCUGCUUCGGUGUCCCACCGGCACUCCUCGCCGUCUUCCAUAAGCUGGCCCCACGAUGCAUUCGCGUCGUCACCCUUCAGCCGAGGCGCAACCCCAUCUUCCCACCUCCGUCAGAAAGUCGCUAUAUCGCUGGCGCGCGAGUCGACGCCGGUGAUACCGCUGAAGACGUCUCUAACCACCACUACGCCUCUCCGAGCCGAUGAUGGUGUACCGGGUGGCGCAGCAACUGACUGCGUCAGUGAAGCUCCCGGCUCGCAGACGUCGUCGCCGCGGCAGCGCGCGUUCGUCCAACACCAAUCGCCCGAGAAAGUUUUCAUCGACUCGCAGUCGGCCGGGACUCCGCAUCAGCAGCCGCGGCCACGGCACCCACCGGCACCCACGUCCUCAUCGCCGCAGGUGCUAAAGUCACCUGCGAUGUUUGGCGUCAUCGACCUCUCCUACAGCCGCACCGAUGCGAGCGGCUCGAAGGCGACACCGUCCAUGUCGGCCGGCGCUACCACUGUCGGCGCGAGUGCCGUGGCAAAGACGCGCACACCGGUGAGGACGUCUUCGAGGGCACCGGCAACGAUCAGUGUACGCGUUCCCGUCUCCUCACUUCCCAGCAACAACCACAUGCCUGUCACGUCCGUCAACCACGCCGAUCCAACGGCAGCCGCGGCGUCAUUAUCCUCGACAGCGGCGACGGCCACCGCCGUCGCACAGCUAAAUGGCAGCAGUCCCUGCAGCGAACUCACGGCACACUCGGGCACAACCAUUUUGCGCAUGGCCCACAGUGCGGGCCAGACCGACAGCAGCUACUCGACCUUGCACACCACGCUAAGUAAUAGCCGUGAUGCCACGACUACCACCGCGACCACGACUCCAGGCUACUCGCCACGUGCGGAUUCCCAGACACCGGUGCAUACGACCACGAUCGCUUCCCAGCGCGGGACUUUUUUCACACCGCUUUCACCCCUGUUAGCGGAGAGUGAUGACGACGCUGUCGAGGCGGAGCAGCAGCAGCAGCAGCAGCGGAGCUCAGUGCAGCCUCAGCAGCCCAUGAAGUCUGUGGCGCCGACGACCCUGAUGGCUGCACGGGUGCGAAAGACAGCUGCGUCGUCUUCCACUGUCUCCAUCGACGCGGCGCGCAAGCCGGAGCGACCGUCGCAGGCGCUGACGCUGACGGCCGACACAGUGCUGCCAGUCGCGGUGCAGGAAGACGAGGCCCGCUGCAGCUCCAGCGCCGCCACCACUGCUACGCGAAGCAGCUCUAACAGCCGCGCACAGCUGUCGUCCUCAGCGUCGCUUUCCAGGUCGAUCAACGCCACGACCACGACGGCACCCAAGGGUGGUGCCGCCGGUGUUGCAGCUAGCGGCGCUGGCCGCCUGGAGAGGGUGCGCACCUUAAUACGCGCCGGAAGUGUCGGUGCACGCAACAUGGCUUCCCGUGAGAGAGGACAGCGCGAGAAGCUCGCCGCCACCUUUGCCGGCGGCAUCUCCUUCUCCAGAAAAGUCGUCGCCACCGCGUCGAGUGCCUCUGUCUCCUCCAUGGACAUGAGCGUCACAGCCGGCGCGCGUGGCGCUCACAUGCGUUGGCAAACGAGUAUUAGCACUGCAUCGACGAGCUCAGCUACCAGCGAUGUGCUGAGGGCGCCACCGGCGUUAGCGAGUUACUCCUUUGUUUCCAGCCGCGCUCAAAUGCAGCGCUACAUUGACCAGUGGCGCGACCGCUUCGAGGAGGACAAGAACGCGUACAAGGAAGGCGGCUAUCUCACCGUGACGCCGGGCCGCAUCGUUCACUCGCGGUACGUGCUGAUUCAAAAGCUGGGCUGGGGCGAGUUCAGCACGGUAUGGCUGGGCUACGACACAAAACACUCCACCCUGGGUCGCGGCCUGUCGCAGGCCUUCGUCGCCGUCAAAGUCGCCAAGUGUCGCUCCAGCGUUCAGGAGGCAACGCGCUACGAGGUGAGUCUGCUGCGCUAUCUAGAGUCGCGUCUCCCACGGUAUGCCGCCAUCACGAACAUCAUUGACUGCUUCGACGUGCGGGGAGAGUUCGGCAUGCACACUUGCAUGGUCCUUCCCCUCUGUGGGCCCAACCUUCUUUCCAUCAUCGAACGCAUGAAGGUGAACCGCGGUCGACGCAACGCCGAGGACCUGCGCAUGAUUAAGGAGAUUGUCCUCUCGGUGCUCAUCUCGCUACACGAACUGAGCGAGCUGAAUGUCGUGCACACCGACAUCAAGCCGGAGAACGUGCUGUGCUCGGCGGUGGACUCGAAGCUGGUGAGCUCGAUGGAGAAGUUCUGUAGUUACAACCAGGAGCGGAGCCACAUGAUCAGCCUCGAGGACUUCAAGAAGUCCAUGGCGCAGCAGUCGACGGACCACCUGGUGUAUCUUGCCGACUUCGGCUUGUCGGCGCUGCUGGAGCCGCCGGGGUCUGCGCAGCUCUGGACGUCUGCGUGCAGCAACAUUGACACCUCCCUGCUGGCACCGCUCAUGCGUUGCAAGAAGAACUUCCCGGUCACGCGGUCUGGCGUCGUGGAUAACCAUCGCGGUACGCUCAUCCAGACUCGCGAGUACCGCGCACCGGAGGUGCUGCUGGGGCUUGACUUCACCUGCGCGACGGACGUGUGGAGCGUGGGGUGCAUGACAUUUGAGCUCAUCACCGGGAGCUUCCUGAUGGAUCCGAAGAGGAAGACGCGCGAACCGCGUGAUAUGGAUAUUGAGCAUCUUGCCAUGAUGAUGCAGAUCCUCGGCCCACUGCCGUCCGAGAUCACAAGCAUUCGCGUGCAGAACAACGACUACUACGACGCAAUCAUUCAAGGGACUCCGGUGCCAAAGAGCGGGUUUCGCCCACCGCCGGAGUACCUGCACCGCUUCGUGGACCGAAACGGCGAGUUCAUCUACGCCUCGCGCUACCACUCCUACCCGCACCGAAACUUGGAGAUGGAGCUGGAGUCGUACCUCGGCUUCCGCGAGGCGCAACUGGCGGCCAACUUCAUCUUUUCAUGCCUGCACUCGUACGACCCCAAGAAGCGACCCUCAGCGAAGAAGCUGCUCAGCCAUCAGUGGCUCCGCGGCGUUGGUGUCGCGCCCAAGGAGAAGACGUCGUCGUGCUAG
Leishmania mexicana MHOM/GT/2001/U1103 is the source of this 3954-nucleotide messenger RNA. RefSeq names its product putative protein kinase. Gene Ontology annotation, biological process: protein phosphorylation; spliceosomal complex assembly; regulation of mRNA processing. The record is from RefSeq and is a predicted model, not a curated record. NCBI's taxonomy places the organism in Eukaryota, Euglenozoa, Kinetoplastea, Trypanosomatida, Trypanosomatidae. The transcript has a single exon. Gene Ontology annotation, molecular function: protein kinase activity; ATP binding. The coding region runs from base 1 to 3954 and encodes 1317 amino acids.